Messenger RNA from Myripristis murdjan (pinecone soldierfish), 1164 nucleotides. RefSeq lists its product as uncharacterized. NCBI's taxonomy places the organism in Eukaryota, Metazoa, Chordata, Actinopteri, Holocentriformes, Holocentridae. The record is from RefSeq and is a predicted model, not a curated record. The coding region runs from base 14 to 745 and encodes 243 amino acids. The transcript has 6 exons.
CAGAGAGGCUGACAUGGCACCAAGCAGUAGCACCAUCAUCUUCAUCAUCAUCAUCUUCAUCACGGCCUGUCUGAGCCUCCCCGCCCACUCAGCCCACGGUGUUAAGGUGAUCCAGCCCAGACAGCAGACAACAUACCGAAAUGUCUCAGCUUCCAUCCGCUGCGAGUACACAGAGGCCAGCGAACCCCCCAGAGACAUCCAACUCAAAACGCUAUCAGGGGGUAAAACUGUAAAAAUCUGCCAGCGAGACGAGCAAAAGUGCAUCAACAUCAUCAAGUACCAGGAGACGAGCAGCAGCUUCGUGUUCGUCCUGCUGAACCUCAACGCCACCGACAUGACCUCCACCUACGAGUGUCAGGUCACGGCCAAGACGGACGGAGUGUACAAGCAGUGGACAGGGACGCCAACCAGACUGCUGCCAGACACAGAAGAGGUGCUGACACAUGACUGUCCAUCUCCUCCUCCUCCUCCUCCUCCUCCUCGUCUUCAUUGUCCUUCUCUUCCUCUUUACCUGACGUGGAGUCUGAUUGGUCUGCUGGCUCUGCUCUUCCUCUACAGCUUUUUGAUCACAGCUCUGUACAUCAGACUGAGGGUCAGACGCUGCACUGAGCUCAGCGACUCGGUGACCUACGUGCAGAUGCAGAGGAGCAGAGGACAUCCGGACAUCAACUCCACCUACGUGGAAAUGAAGACAGCUCCUCCGGGCGGGAGAGCAGGCCGAGGCCUCAGCAACCCCUCUGGCUAGCACAGCGGGCAGACCUGCUACUGUCCCUGGAGGCCCUUUGCAGACAUGAUGAAACUGCUUUUUAUUCAAAAUGGCAUAAUUUGUGUCAACAUCUCUCUCCAUUUGUCUCUUUACGCAAACGCCUGAUACACAAAACCACGCAAACACCAUUUCCUGCACAUAAACUGGCAUUUAUCCAACCUCCUACCUUCUGUGGACCACACAGGUGUUUCUGUAGUGGGACCUGAGGCCGAGGUGCCGAGGUGGACAUGAAAUACGGCACAGUUUGUUUAGGCUGAUAAGCAGAUGCACCGAGUUAUGAGAUUUGAUCAAAUGCCAUUGAACGGCACAUUUAAGGUAGCACUGAUCAAAUGGUAAAUGGACUGCAUUUCUAUAGCGCUUUUCUAGUCCACUGAACACUCCGAGCACUUUACAAUGUU